Molecule: messenger RNA, 2795 nt
Organism: Myxocyprinus asiaticus (Chinese sucker)
Lineage: Eukaryota; Metazoa; Chordata; Actinopteri; Cypriniformes; Catostomidae
Gene: wdr75
Product: WD repeat domain 75
Exons: 21
Coding region: 45-2549 (834 amino acids)
Biological process (GO): positive regulation of transcription by RNA polymerase I; positive regulation of rRNA processing
Cellular component (GO): nucleolus
Molecular function (GO): protein binding; RNA binding
Source: RefSeq, a predicted model, not a curated record
GCAUCGUGGCCACAUGUGAAAGUUCAGAGUGGAUAGAAAGAAACAUGGUGGAGAAGAUUGACAUCCGCGUGGUUCGCUGCGGCGGCAGCAAAAUAAACCUGCGAGCUCCGAUCAUCUCCAACGACUCGAGGUUUGUGUUGUGCGGCUCUGGAGAUUCAGUGAAAGUCUAUAGCACACGCACAGAAGAGUGGCUCCACACUCUUCAUGGCCACACCAACCACGUCACAGGCAUUGCCUUGAAUCCAGCCAAUCACCUGCAGGUAUACUCUUGCUCAGCAGAUGGCACUGUUAAACUAUGGGACUUUAUUGACGGCAUCCUUAUCAAGACGUUUAACAUUGGAUAUCCGUUGGUUUCACUAUAUGUGUCCCAGAAACAUGAGGGAGUCAUUUUCCUUCAUCUUCCCAUGACUUCAGAUUCAAAAGCGGAGUGUUUCCAGUUGGUUGCUGUCCAUCUACCCAAAUCAGCAGAACACGAGGUGGAGGCCAAAGAGCUGUCUGCUGUUCUGACCGAUAUCAACCAAAACCCCAGCUGCACAGCUUUUGGGAGAGGGGGUGAAUACAUAGCAUCUGCUAAACACCUCCGACUUGAUGUUUUUUUCUUCAGGAAACAGAAGAAAUACAGUUUUUUUCUUAAAGCUACAGAUAAGAAAGCAGCCAGAAAUGCGUUCACAUGCCUAGCCUGUCACCCAACAGAAGACUGUAUUGCGACCGGUCAUGAAGAUGGCAAGAUCCGCCUCUGGAGAAACUUCAAUCACAAAAAAGAGUACACAUAUUCUACCCAGCACUGGCAUCAUAAUGCUGUAAACACUUUGUGUUUUACUCCAGAAGGAACUAAUCUGUUGAGUGGAGGCAUCGAGUCAGUGCUUGUCCAGUGGCAGUUUGGGGCGGACAACAAAAAAGAGUUCCUACCACGUCUCGGAGGAUCCAUUGUGCACAUAUCUGCGUCAGAUGAUGGACAGUUGUUCUGCACAUCUCAUUCAGACAACAAGAUCACCGUUAUCGAGAGCAGCCUCAAAGUAUCUGGUGUGAUUCAGGGCUUAGUCAAAGGAGAUGCAGUUUUGACUGAUUUAAUGAUUGACCCACGCAGUAAAGCUUUAGUGCUAAAUGGGAAACCGGGUCAUCUACAGUUCUACUCCCUGCUACAUGACAAGCAUCUCUAUAAUCUAGACAUAGUGCAGCAAGAAUAUAUUUACGAAGCCGGUCUGGAUCAGUUUGAAGUGGUAAAGGCGGCCUUUGAUGUAAAAGGUUCCUGGCUUGCUACAGUAGAGGAAAGGGGACAAAAAUCCUCUGAUCCUGAGUUUUUCCUCAAGCUAUGGGCUUUCGAUGACAAAAUGCAAAGUUUUGUACUGAACACUACCAUCGCUGCCGCCCACACGGAUCCGAUUAUGUCCAUGUGCUUCAACUCUUCUGAGGAGACCACCAUGCUGGUGACUACAGCUAGAGACGGCCAGUUCAAAGCGUGGUUACAGAGGGCUGAUGCAGACACACAACAGGACCAGACCUUUUGGUCAUGUGAUUUUGUGGGCAGCUACCAUAACCUAAUGCCUACGAACUGCAGUUUCUCAGCCGAUAGCUCUCUUCUGGCGGUGAGCUUCCAGGAAGUCAUCACCAUAUGGAACCCAGAGACCUGGGAGCUGCUCACCACCUUCUGCCAGCCACCUGGAGAAAUAAGGGACCUUUGUUUUGGCCGAUUAAGCUGUUCCAAAUACCUGCUUGGCACCACCACCAAGAACCUACUCUGCUGUUGGAAUCUCCUCACUUGUUCAUUGGAAUGGAGCACAUCUGUGGAAAUGUGCAUGCUGCAGCCAGACCCUUUGUCAGAAAACGUGGCUGCAUUUUCAUACCAGUCUAAACGUACUGACCUUUUUGUUUUCAAACCCAGCGAGCCACAGCCUCUGUUCAGUCGAAAGGAAGUGUGUUCAGGAAAGGUGCAUUGUGCUGUCUUUGUCCCUCGAGAAGAGCCGUUGGAUUUCUGUGAUGAAAGUUCCCAGUGGCUUAACAGAUCUCAACUGUACUUCCUCACCCUAGACAUGGAUUUAAUGACCUUUAGCACGGCAACAGAGGAUGAUAGAAUGUUGGCCUCAAGUAAACGGCUCAUCAUUGAUGACACCGUUGCUGUAACGCCAUUUUACCUGCUGCUGGGUAAACACAGACAACAGCAGGAGAAAGAGAGUGCAGUGUCCCAUCCAGUGCUUGACAAAUGGCAACAACCACAGAGUUCAGUUACCAUCAAAGAGUUGUUACACACACCAGCUCAUGUUCUACCUGCAGCUUCAGUCUUGUGCUCAAUGUUUGUCAAUUCCCUCUUGAUCUCCAACACUGGAGUCCGAGAGGAAAUGAAAACUUCGGAGCAGGAAAUGAACAGUGAGAAAGAGGAAGAGGGCUCUGAAGGGGAAAUGGAGACAUGUGAUAGUCAGCAGGAGCUCCGAGCUCAAGGUUCCUUAGAUGAGGUGACUCCGAAGCUUUCUAAAGCACAAGAGAGGGAACUGCGGAAAAUCAGAAAAACUGACUUCAGCUGGUUGACUGGCCUUAUUGACUCUAAACCAUGAUGAAGAAAUUUCACAAUGCAGUUAACUUUUUUUUUCUUUAUCAUUCCAACUCCAGCUUCAGAUCCAGAAAGAAGUGUGGUUGGUUAACAAUUGUUUAUUCGGACUGCAGCAGCCCUUUAGUGGUUUAUUUUGAGUAAUGGGACUUGUUGGAACAAUAAGGACAAGAGUGCGAUUUUGUAACUGAAUAUUAGUGUAAUGUUCAUCCUAUUUGCAUCAACAAUAAUUUAUAAAGAACUUUUUGACUAA